AUUCGGGGAGACUGCAGGCCAACCGGGAGGCUGAGUUCGAAGCUAGCAGGGCGGCGAAGCCAGUGUCGCCCGCGGCGUUGAGAAGACGGUGUGGCCCCGGAGAGGGUGGAGACAACUGUGACGGGCUUCCCGGCUGCCCGAAGUGGGAGUGGUGUGGGGCUGCAGGAAGGAGAGAGGAAGAGGAGCAGAAGGGGGCAGCAGCGGACGCCGCUAACGGCCUCCCUCGGCGCUGACAGGCUGGGCCGGCGCCCGGCUCGCUUGGGUGUUCGCGUCGCCACUUCGGCUUCUCGGCCGGUCGGGCCCCUCGGCCCGGGCUUGCGGCGCGCGUCGGGGCUGAGGGCUGCUGCGGCGCAGGGAGAGGCCUGGUCCUCGCUGCCGAGGGAUGUGAGUGGGAGCUGAGCCCACACUGGAGGGCCCCCGAGGGCCCAGCCUGGAGGUCGUUCAGAGCCGUGCCCGUCCCGGGGCUUCGCAGACCUUGACCCGCCGGGUUUCAGAAGCAGGCAACAGGAACAAGAUGUGAACUGUUUCUCUUCUGCAGAAAAAGAGGCUCUUCCUCCUCCUCCCGCGACGGCAAAUGUUCUGAAAAAGACUCUGCAUGGGAAUGGCCUGCCUUACGAUGACAGAAAUGGAGGGAACAUCCACCUCUUCUAUAUAUCAGAAUGGUGAUAUUUCUGGAAAUGCCAAUUCUAUGAAGCAAAUAGAUCCAGUUCUUCAGGUGUAUCUUUACCAUUCCCUUGGGAAAUCUGAGGCAGAUUAUCUGACCUUUCCAUCUGGGGAGUAUGUUGCAGAAGAAAUCUGUAUUGCUGCUUCUAAAGCUUGUGGUAUCACACCUGUGUAUCAUAAUAUGUUUGCUUUAAUGAGUGAAACAGAAAGGAUCUGGUAUCCACCCAACCAUGUCUUCCAUAUAGAUGAGUCAACCAGGCAUAAUGUACUCUACAGAAUAAGAUUUUACUUUCCUCGUUGGUAUUGCAGUGGCAGCAACAGAGCCUAUCGGCAUGGAAUAUCUCGAGGUGCUGAAGCUCCUCUUCUUGAUGACUUUGUCAUGUCUUACCUCUUUGCUCAGUGGCGGCAUGAUUUUGUGCACGGAUGGAUAAAAGUACCUGUGACUCAUGAAACACAGGAAGAAUGUCUUGGGAUGGCAGUGUUAGAUAUGAUGAGAAUAGCCAAAGAAAACGAUCAAACCCCACUGGCCAUCUAUAACUCUAUCAGCUACAAGACAUUCUUACCAAAAUGUAUUCGAGCAAAGAUCCAAGACUAUCAUAUUUUGACAAGGAAGCGAAUAAGGUACAGAUUUCGCAGAUUUAUUCAGCAAUUCAGCCAAUGCAAAGCCACUGCCAGAAACUUGAAACUUAAGUAUCUUAUAAAUCUGGAAACUCUGCAGUCUGCCUUCUACACAGAGAAAUUUGAAGUAAAAGAACCUGGAAGUGGUCCUUCAGGUGAGGAGAUUUUUGCAACCAUUAUAAUAACUGGAAACGGUGGAAUUCAGUGGUCAAGAGGGAAACAUAAAGAAAGUGAGACACUGACAGAACAGGAUUUACAGUUAUAUUGCGAUUUUCCUAAUAUUAUUGAUGUCAGUAUUAAGCAAGCAAACCAAGAGGGUUCAAAUGAAAGCCGAGUUGUAACUAUCCAUAAGCAAGAUGGUAAAAAUCUGGAAAUUGAACUUAGCUCAUUAAGGGAAGCUUUGUCUUUCGUGUCAUUAAUUGAUGGAUAUUAUAGAUUAACUGCAGAUGCACAUCAUUACCUCUGUAAAGAAGUAGCACCUCCAGCCGUGCUUGAAAAUAUACAAAGCAACUGUCAUGGCCCAAUUUCGAUGGAUUUUGCCAUUAGUAAACUGAAGAAAGCAGGUAAUCAGACUGGACUGUAUGUACUUCGAUGCAGUCCUAAGGACUUUAAUAAAUAUUUUUUGACUUUUGCUGUCGAGCGAGAAAAUGUCAUUGAAUAUAAACACUGUUUGAUUACAAAAAAUGAGAAUGAAGAGUACAACCUCAGUGGGACAAAGAAGAACUUCAGCAGUCUUAAAGAUCUUUUGAAUUGUUACCAGAUGGAAACUGUUCGCUCAGACAAUAUAAUUUUCCAGUUUACUAAAUGCUGUCCCCCAAAGCCAAAAGAUAAAUCAAACCUUCUAGUCUUCAGAACGAAUGGUGUUUCUGAUGUACCAACCUCACCAACAUUACAGAGGCCUACUCAUAUGAACCAAAUGGUGUUUCACAAAAUCAGAAAUGAAGAUUUGAUAUUUAAUGAAAGCCUUGGCCAAGGCACUUUUACAAAGAUUUUUAAAGGCGUACGAAGAGAAGUAGGAGACUACGGUCAACUGCAUGAAACAGAAGUUCUUUUAAAAGUUCUGGAUAAAGCACACAGAAACUAUUCAGAGUCUUUCUUUGAAGCAGCAAGUAUGAUGAGCAAGCUUUCUCACAAGCAUUUGGUUUUAAAUUAUGGAGUAUGUGUCUGUGGAGACGAGAAUAUUCUGGUUCAGGAGUUUGUAAAAUUUGGAUCACUAGAUACAUAUCUGAAAAAGAAUAAAAAUUGUAUAAAUAUAUUAUGGAAACUUGAAGUUGCUAAACAGUUGGCAUGGGCCAUGCAUUUUCUAGAAGAAAACACCCUUAUUCAUGGGAAUGUAUGUGCCAAAAAUAUUCUGCUUAUCAGAGAAGAAGACAGGAAGACAGGAAAUCCUCCUUUCAUCAAACUUAGUGAUCCUGGCAUUAGUAUUACAGUUUUGCCAAAGGACAUUCUUCAGGAGAGAAUACCAUGGGUACCACCUGAAUGCAUUGAAAAUCCUAAAAAUUUAAAUUUGGCAACAGACAAAUGGAGUUUUGGUACCACUUUGUGGGAAAUCUGCAGUGGAGGAGAUAAACCUCUAAGUGCUCUGGAUUCUCAAAGAAAGCUACAAUUUUAUGAAGAUAGGCAUCAGCUUCCUGCACCAAAGUGGGCAGAAUUAGCAAACCUUAUAAAUAAUUGUAUGGAUUAUGAACCAGAUUUCAGGCCUUCUUUCAGAGCCAUCAUACGAGAUCUUAACAGUUUGUUUACUCCAGAUUAUGAACUAUUAACAGAAAAUGACAUGUUACCAAAUAUGAGGAUAGGUGCCCUGGGGUUUUCUGGUGCCUUUGAAGACCGGGAUCCUACACAGUUUGAAGAGAGACAUUUGAAAUUUCUACAGCAACUUGGCAAGGGUAAUUUUGGGAGUGUGGAGAUGUGCCGGUAUGACCCUCUACAGGACAACACUGGGGAGGUGGUCGCUGUAAAAAAGCUUCAGCAUAGUACUGAAGAGCACCUAAGAGACUUUGAAAGGGAAAUUGAAAUCCUGAAAUCCCUACAGCAUGACAACAUUGUAAAGUACAAGGGAGUGUGCUACAGUGCUGGUCGGCGUAAUCUAAAAUUAAUUAUGGAAUAUUUACCAUAUGGAAGUUUACGAGACUAUCUUCAAAAACAUAAAGAACGGAUAGAUCACAUAAAACUUCUGCAGUACACAUCUCAGAUAUGCAAGGGUAUGGAGUAUCUUGGUACAAAAAGGUAUAUCCACAGGGAUCUGGCAACGAGAAAUAUAUUGGUGGAGAACGAGAACAGAGUUAAAAUUGGAGAUUUUGGGUUAACCAAAGUCUUGCCACAAGACAAAGAAUACUAUAAAGUAAAAGAACCUGGUGAAAGUCCCAUAUUCUGGUAUGCUCCAGAAUCACUGACAGAGAGCAAGUUUUCUGUGGCCUCAGAUGUUUGGAGCUUUGGAGUGGUUCUGUAUGAACUUUUCACAUACAUUGAGAAGAGUAAAAGUCCACCAGCGGAAUUUAUGCGUAUGAUUGGCAAUGACAAACAAGGACAGAUGAUCGUGUUCCAUUUGAUAGAACUUUUGAAGAAUAAUGGAAGAUUACCAAGACCAGAUGGAUGCCCAGAUGAGAUCUAUAUGAUCAUGACAGAAUGCUGGAACAAUAAUGUAAAUCAACGCCCCUCCUUUAGGGAUCUAGCUCUUCGAGUGGAUCAAAUAAGGGAUAACAUGGCUGGAUGAAAGAAAUGACCUUCAUUCUGAGACCAAAGUAGAUUUACAGAACAAAGUUUUAUAUUUCACAUUGCUGUGGACUAUUAUUACAUAUAUCAUUAUUAUAUAAAUCAUGAUGCUAGCCAGCAAAGAUGUGAAAAUAUCUGCUCAAAACUUUCAAAGUUUAGUAAGUUUUUCUUCAUGAGGCCACCAGUAAAAGACAUUAAUGAGAAUUCCUUAGCAAGGAUUUUGUAAGAAGUUUCUUAAACAUUGUCAGUUAACAUCACUCUUGUCUGGCAAAAGAAAAAAAAUAGACUUUUUCAACUCAGCUUUUUGAGACCUGAAAAAAUUAUUAUGUAAAUUUUGCAAUGUUAAAGAUGCACAGAAUAUGUAUGUAUAGUUUUUACCACAGUGGAUGUAUAAUACCUUGGCAUCUUGUGUGAUGUUUUACACACAUGAGGGCUGGUGUUCAUUAAUACUGUUUUCUAAUUUUUCCAUAGUUAAUCUAUAAUUAAUUACUUCACUAUACAAACAAAUUAAGAUGUUCAGAUAAUUGAAUAAGUACCUUUGUGUCCUUGUUCAUUUAUAUCGCUGGCCAGCAUUAUAAGCAGGUGUAUACUUUUAGCUUGUAGUUCCAUGUACUGUAAAUAUUUUUCACAUAAAGGGAACAAAUGUCUAGUUUUAUUUGUAUAGGAAAUUUCCCUGACCCUAAAUAAUACAUUUUGAAAUGAAACAAGCUUACAAAGAUAUAAUCUAUUUUAUUAUGGUUUCCCUUGUAUCUAUUUGUGGUGAAUGUGUUUUUUAAAUGGAACUAUCUCCAAAUUUUUCUAAGACUACUAUGAACAGUUUUCUUUUAAAAUUUUGAGAUUAAGAAUGCCAGGAAUAUUGUCAUCCUUUGAGCUGCUGACUGCCAAUAACAUUCUUCGAUCUCUGGGAUUUAUGCUCAUGAACUAAAUUUAAGCUUAAGCCAUAAAAUAGAUUAGAUUGUUUUUUAAAAAUGGAUAGCUCAUUAAGAAGUGCAGCAGGUUAAGAAUUUUUUCCUAAAGACUGUAUAUUUGAGGGGUUUCAGAAUUUUGCAUUGCAGUCAUAGAAGAGAUUUAUUUCCUUUUUAGAGGGGAAAUGAGGUAAAUAAGUAAAAAAGUAUGCUUGUUAAUUUUAUUCAAGAAUGCCAGUAGAAAAUUCAUAACGUGUAUCUUUAAGAAAAAUGAGCAUACAUCUUAAAUCUUUUCAAUUAAGUAUAAGGGGUUGUUCGUUGUUGUCAUUUGUUAUAGUGCUACUCCACUUUAGACACCAUAGCUAAAAUAAAAUAUGGUGGGUUUUGUGUGUGUGUGUGUGUGUGUGUGUGUGUGUGUGUGUGUGUUAUUUAUACAAAACUUAAAAUACUUGCUGUUUUGAUUAAAAAGAAAAUAGUUUCUUACUUUAUUUUUACUGGUAUGUUCUACUUUUUUGAAAGUUGUACUGAAGACUUCUGAUUUUGGGUUGAAGGGAAGGAAAAGGAAGAAAUGUUUUUUACAUUCAUUAUUAUACUUAAAGCAUUUUUAAAGCAUUUUAAUAGUUCUGGAUGCAGAAAUCAUCUAAAAUGACAGUGAAUUAGGUUUUAAAAAGAUUUUAGAUUUUUUUGAAAGUUUAAUUUUUAUUUGUAAAGACUCCUCAAGGAUUUGUAUAUGCAACACAGUAAGGAGAUCUUCCAUUUUACUACCUUUCAAGUGAAAAAUAGCCUAUCAUACAAUAUGCUUGAUUUCAGAUUUUCAUACUAAAACUUAACUACAUACUUAAAAGUAGGUUCUUAUCAAGGGUCUCUAACAUUGCUUUUUAAAACAAGAUGUGAACUAACUUUUCUUAAACAUUUUUUUAAAUGCUUCAUCUUUUAGUUUUAUAUAAAGAAUCCCACAUGUACAUUCUUGUUUUUAGAAUGGGGUGACUACCUUAUUAUAAAAUUCCAAGUUUCCAAGAGACUUCUUUUCAUUGAGGCUUCGUAAAGUUUUCCAUUUUGAUUCUGACUACACAUAAAAAUAAGAUAACCCUGUAGUUAUUAAGUUGGUUCUGUACAAGAAACAGGUAAGUAAUUAUUGUACCAGUUAAUGCCAAAAUAUUUUUCACGUUAAUAUUCUUCAGAAACAAGGGUAAAGGUAUUCUUAGAAUUAUGUAAUUCUGUAACUAUUCCAGUAUAUUAAGUUAUACAAUCUUUAUAUAAAUGACUUUUUCCAUGGGUACUUGUUUGGAAAAUAGUCACUUUUUCACGCUAUUUAUAUAUGCUGCCAGUAACACUAUAAUUUGCUAUGGAAGAGUGUUCUUUUAACCUAAGGCUUCUAGUUUACAGUCAAGUGUAAUUUUCAUCACAACUAUAACUUCUGGUAUUUAAAUUUUAUUUAAACAGCUACAAAAGAGUUAGCAAAUACCUACAGUUCUGUAUCUAUAGAGCCAAUCUUGAUGGUGGGUGUGGCAUUAUGUGCUCACUUUAUUGAGCCUAUGUUAAUUUCUUUAGCAUGCUCCCCCUAAAUUGAAAUAGUGAUGUAGUAAAUAUUCAGAAGCGAUUUUCUUUUGCAUUUUUACCUAACCAAGGAAACGGGCCACACACCUUGGUUUAGGGAUGUUGUGAUAGCUUACCUUCCAGUUUUUAAGAAAUGCUUCCUACAACUGCUGUCAACCACUGUAUUGUCUUUAAUGAACACUGUUGUAUCCCAUCCUAAUUCUUGUACUGAAAUUAUUUCUCAUGAAAGUUUCUCUAAUAUUUCUAAUGAAAGUUUCUCUAAUUUGGGGGCAUAAUGUACUAAGAAUCAGUUUGCUGUAUAUUAGAAUAAAUAGUAACAGUAAGUCAGCAGGAUUAUCCAAACAAAAGACUAGGUUUUAUGAGAUAAGCUUGAUUUAAGAAAAAAACAAUUAAAGUAUGAAUAUCAGAAAUACUGUGUGUUUACUCUCAGAUUUUAGUUGGUUGGAUUUAAUAUCAAGAUAACUAGCUGCUAAGCGUUUCAUAAUUCUCACAGUGAUAUUAGAUUUCAAAAUGACACUGAGAGAACUGAAAAACUACAUCAGUCAAAUUCAUGUAUGUAUAUCAUAUAGCCUUUAACUUUUUACAUUAAUCAGAUUCUUAGUAAAAUGCAGACUGUAUACCUAAAUAUUAAAAUAUUUACUUUUAUAAUCUUACCUUUUAUUUCAAUAUAAAUAAAAUUCUUCUUAGGUUAAAAAA
This is a messenger RNA of Homo sapiens (human), 7151 nucleotides long. It is a transcript of the gene JAK2, whose product is annotated as Janus kinase 2. Bases 596 to 3994 code for a protein of 1132 amino acids. Gene Ontology annotation, molecular function: non-membrane spanning protein tyrosine kinase activity; ATP binding; protein tyrosine kinase activity. Gene Ontology annotation, cellular component: caveola; membrane; endomembrane system. The record is from RefSeq and is marked reviewed. Gene Ontology annotation, biological process: lipopolysaccharide-mediated signaling pathway; cytokine-mediated signaling pathway; positive regulation of phosphatidylinositol 3-kinase/protein kinase B signal transduction. NCBI's taxonomy places the organism in Eukaryota, Metazoa, Chordata, Mammalia, Primates, Hominidae. The transcript has 25 exons.